AUCCCGAGUCCUUUAAAUGUACUGUACGUGCGAAGAUGGCAGCUCAAGUGGACUUGCUCCGUGCGAAAGUAGAAGAAGAAGAACGGCUCAGGGUUAGUCUUGAUAGAUACAUGAAAGAGAAGAAGAAGAAGAAGAAACGGGACCUGUCGCCAUCGGCUGUCAAACGGGAGAGGUGUGAGAAAGAGGUGAAGAAAGUGAAGCUCCAUCAUCACCACCACCACCUGAACGCCGAGCAGCGGGGCCAGCAGCCGCACCAGCUGCAGCAGAAAGCCAAACCGCACAACUUUAACGCAGACCAACAUGUCCUGCACAAACAUCAGCACGGCCACCACCACCACCACCAUCACCAUCAUCAUCACGACCUCAUCAACGGUACGAAGAAGAACCUGCAGCCACCGCUGCCUCCACCUCCUCCUGCAGCGCGGAAGGCGCCGGAGCAGCUGCAGAAGAAGCGAGCGGCUCCCCCCGAGCCACCUGCGCUCUUCACUUUCACACCCCUCAAGAUGCUCAAGGCCAAACCCCAGGAUUUUAAAGAACCGCACCGGGAUAAAGACCCGAAAGUUAAGCCCAGGAAGGAAAACACAGAGACGAAUGUGAAACACGCUGAAGUGAAGAAAAAGAAAGAGCCAAAGCUCAACAAUGAGAACGUGAAGUCACUGACACUGGAGGAAUAUCUCCUGAGGAAGAAGAAGAGGAAGAAGAAGCACAGAGAGGAAGAGCGCGAUGCCAAAAAGGUCCGACACACACACAACAAAGCGGUGCAGACAGAUCCAGCCCUGAAGCUUGAAAACAAUCAUCGCCACCCUUGCAGGGACCCCGUUGACAGCCGCCAACCCUACCUCCACCCUCUCAAACUGGAACACGCCCCCUUCCUCUCCCACCAGGAUCACUACAUCCGCAGCUCCUGUCUCCAGACGGGCACCUACGGGCGCUUCAUGCACGUGGAAAGGCAAGCCAACGGUGGGGGGUCGGUGCUGCACGCCUACGCUGAUGAGUUGGCGUGUCUGAGUCCGGCUCAGAUGGAGUGUUUUGCGCAGGAGUUUCUGGAUCUGGCCUUUGCCGAGAGGCCCAGAGGUGCAGCCACCUAUGCCCUGGCAGUGGUUCACAGAGCGGCUGCUUACCUACCGGACUUCCUGGACUACUUCGCCUUCAACUUCCCCAACACACCGGUCAAGAUGGAGAUUAUGGGCAAGAAAGACAUCGAGACCACCACCAUUGCUAACUUUCACUCUCAGGUGAGCCGGACGUACAGUUCAGGAACGUUCCGGUCCGGACCCAUGAGACAGAUCAGCUUGGUUGGAGCCGUGGACGAAGAAGUUGGAGACUAUUUCCCAGAAUUCCUCGACAUGCUCGAGGAGUCACCUUUUCUAAAGAUGACUCUGCCAUGGGGAAGCCUCUCCAGUCUAAAGCUGGACUGUCGCUCUCAGAGUGACGAUGGACCCAUCAUGUGGGUGCGACCUGGAGAACAAAUGGUUCCCACUGCUGACAUGCCCAAGUCUCCUUUCAAAAGACGCAGGUCAAUGAACGAGAUAAAGAAUCUGCACUAUCUGCCGAGGGCCAGUGAACCCCGAGAGGUUCUGUUUGAGGACCGGACUAAAGCCCACGCUGACCAUGUGGGACAGAGUUUUGACUGGCAGAGCACGGCUGCUGUAGGAGUCCUGAAGGCAGUGCACUUUGGAGAAUGGAAUAACCGACCUCGGAUUACCAAAGACGUUGUGUGUUUCCAAGCUGGGGACUUCAAUGAAGUUGUCCAGAUGCUGCAGCUGGAUCUGUAUGAGCCUCCCGUGUCUCAGUGUGUCCAGUGGGUCGAUGAUGCCAAACUCAACCAGCUGAGGCGGGAAGGGAUCCGCUAUGUGCGGGUCCAGCUCUGCGACGACGACAUCUACUUCAUACCGAGGAACGUUAUCCACCAGUUUAAGACGGUGUCUGCCGUCUGCAGCCUGGCCUGGCACAUCCGCCUCAAACAGUACCACCCAAAGGAGAACGACAAGGAGGAGGAGCAGCGGCCCAAUGACCUCAGCCCCACCUCGGGCCGAGUCUCUUUUUCUUCCCCCGCCAGGCCCGAUGCUACGGUAACCCCGUGUGCACGACAGCAGGGAGGAAACAUCAGAGGAGGGGUGGCUAAAACUGAAGAACCCGAGUUCCAGAGGCCUGCGACACCUCCGAAGGAGCCUCAGCCAGCCCCUCCACAGCCGACCAAAUCUGCUCACCUGCCACGAACAUACCAGAGUCCUCACCUUUCUUUGGAACCAAUGCACUCUGGUUGUACGCCAUCAAGAGAGGCCUCUCUUCCUAAUCUCAGCCACACUGCCGAGUUCCCGAAAUGACUUUAAUACACGACCCGAUAUCUCUCUUUCUGCCCUCUGCUGGAGGAGUGGAUGUGAAGGAUGUGACUGACCCAGCGUCAGUCAGAAAAGCUUUUCAACUUAAAUUAUUCUACACACGUUUUUAAAUAUUUAAAUGCUGACUGAAAUGUCCCAAGAGUUUUUUUUUUUUUAGCAAAUAUAUACUUGGCUUUAAUGUACAACUUUUUUUUAAUAGCGCCUUAAAGGCUUUUUAUGCGAUUUUUCACACUUAAAUAUAAUAUAAAUCAAGUAUAUUCUCUGAAAAUAACUCUGUGAGUCAUGACUGUCUACAAUGGGUGUAACACCCGAGUCCCACUGUCUGUGAUGUUUUCCGAGUUUUCCGAGUCAUAUCUUCACUUUGUUUACAUCGCCCGGACAGCCGGCUGACUCCUCCCCUCGUGUAUAAAAGUUGUUUAAUUGAGGGACUAGAGAAAAGAAGAAUAACAUACUGUACUCACUGCUUAACUGUGUUUCUAGAUCACGCUCAUUUCAGGUAAAUUUACAUGCAGUGUGAAGAUACGAGCAUAAUAAAGAUCGCUAGCAGUAGCAUGCUAACACAACAAUGCACCGCGGGUUGUUUUGGUUUCAUGCUGGUGCUCAAGGGCGACAUCUGCUGGAUCAAAAAAUCGCAUAUAAAGCCUUUAACUGGAACUGUCAUCGGUAUCAUUCAGAUGGUGUGUGUCAUGGUUUGUGUGUCAUGUAACAAAGAAACUCUUAUUUCUGACAAAACAAGUUGCCACUCUUAUAAGAAGAGAACAUUUUUUUAAUUUAUUUUCAACGCUCACAACUGUUGUUGACUUGUCUGAUGAGAUUAUGAAAGUUUAACUUGCAGAAUGAUAGUCCACAUGGUUGAUGUAAGGUAUACUCUGAAAGCAUGAUACUGACAUGUUACUGUUUUAUUUAUUUCACUGGAAGAAGCCUCUCGACUAACUGUUCUACUGACUGUACAUAAAGAUGAACGACGUGUCUUCACCUCCUUCUGUUGUACAGAAAUAAAGCCAAAAUACCUCCACGUGACAGGAGCUGACAUGUUGGGCUGGUGACAUCAUUUGGAGGCAGAGUAAGGGAUGUGGAUCAUUAGUCUUAUUGAUAUUGACACAAUUAUCAAGUUCCUUAAUAAACCAGGUCUUUAGCAAUACCACUGUCAAUACUUUUCUAUUAUUGGUGUAAAGACAAGACCAGCAGGAUGUUGUAGAGCUCUUAAGUCCAAAAAGAAAACAAACAAAUGUUCCCUCCAAAAAACUUAA
Labrus mixtus (cuckoo wrasse) is the source of this 3592-nucleotide messenger RNA. RefSeq names its product lysine-specific demethylase 9. Lineage: Eukaryota; Metazoa; Chordata; Actinopteri; Labriformes; Labridae. The coding region runs from base 36 to 2327 and encodes 763 amino acids. The record is from RefSeq and is a predicted model, not a curated record. Gene Ontology annotation, cellular component: nucleus. The transcript is spliced from 7 exons.